Salvia hispanica is the source of this 964-nucleotide messenger RNA. RefSeq lists its product as uncharacterized. The record is from RefSeq and is a predicted model, not a curated record. NCBI's taxonomy places the organism in Eukaryota, Viridiplantae, Streptophyta, Magnoliopsida, Lamiales, Lamiaceae.
AUUUCAAUUAUUGGCUCAACGACACUCAUAAAACCAAAAUCCUCACAUGAAGAAUUAAAUACACAUUACCCCACUCUCCCCUGUCUUCUUCUUAUUCAACACCAGUCGCAGAAACAGAGUCCACAGAGAGAAAUGGGGAGUUUGCAAACCAAGGAGAAGAGCCCGAGCGACGCGGUCGUGGAAGGCCUCAAAAACAAGGUCCACCUCCUCCAAUGCGAGAUCCACGAGGUGAUGUGCAUCCGAGAGCGAGAGAGCGAGGUUUACGAGCGCGAAUUAAUGGCGUUCGCCUUCAAGCAAGCUGAGUGGAAGCGAGAGAGGAAGCGCCUCAAGGAUGAAAUUCGAAGCCUCCGGAAGGUUCUAGAACAUAGUAACAAUGAUCACAAUCAUAUAAUUUCCGAUGAGGAGCAGGCGAGGAGAGAUCAGACGCUGGAGAAGUGGAAGGAGCUGUAUUUCGCGAUUAAAGUGGAGCUCGACGAUCUGAUUCGGCGAACGCGUGAAGAGGAGAGAUUGUGCUGGAAGACGGAGGGGGAUGGGGAUGUGAUGCUGGAGAUGAAGCGGGAGGUGGCGGCGAAGGGGGAGAGGAUUGAGUUUCUGGAGGCGAGGCUGGCGGCGAUGGAGCGGCAGGAGGUGAAGAGGGAGAGGGAGAUGGAUAUUUUGAGGCAGAGUUUGAGGAUUAUGAGCCAUAAGAAGAGAUCGUCGGCGGCGGCCAUGGCUAAGCAUCAAAGGAGAUCGACAAUUCGGGAAUUGUGAAUGCUGUUAAUUAGUGUUGAUUAGGGUUUUCUGGUUGAUUAAUUAGGGCUCUCUGCAUGUGUUGCUGCGUGAAGGAGAGGGGGAAUAUACAAGCAAUUGUCUUUACUUGCUUUUUUUUUAUGUGAUGAUUAACGUGAUUGAAUCGGUGGCUGUUUUGUGCUUUCCUAUGCUAUACGAAUCGAUUGGACAAAAUCGAUCAUUUAUUAACGUGUUA